Molecule: messenger RNA, 1728 nt
Organism: Chanos chanos (milkfish)
Lineage: Eukaryota; Metazoa; Chordata; Actinopteri; Gonorynchiformes; Chanidae
Gene: dclre1b
Product: DNA cross-link repair 1B
Exons: 4
Coding region: 1-1728 (575 amino acids)
Biological process (GO): interstrand cross-link repair; double-strand break repair via nonhomologous end joining; telomere maintenance
Molecular function (GO): 5'-3' DNA exonuclease activity; damaged DNA binding
Source: RefSeq, a predicted model, not a curated record
AUGAAUGGAAAAGUAAUACCUUACACCCCUCUAGCAGUUGAUUUCUGGCAGGUGCGGAAAUGCAGUCAUGUACGUCUGUUUUUCCUGUCACACAUGCAUAGUGACCACACUGUGGGCUUGACAUCCACUUGGAGUAAUCGUCCUAUCUACUGCUCACCAGUCACUGCAAAACUUCUGAAAUUCAAGCUGCAGGUUAAAGAGAAAUGGAUCCAUUCUCUGGAAGUUGGGGAGGCACACCUUCUACCAUUGGAUGACAUUGGGAAAGAGAGGUUAACUGUCACGCUCAUUGAUGCAAAUCAUUGUCCUGGCGCUGUAAUGUUUCUCUUUGAGGGCUACUUUGGCACCAUUCUCUACACUGGGGACUUCCGGUACACUCCAUCAAUGCUUCGAGAGCCAUGUUUAAGAAACAACACUACAGUUGAUGUACUGUAUCUGGACAACACUAACUGCGACCCCACCCGCACACUGCCUCCACGUCAGCGGGCCACCCAGCAGAUCAAAGAGAUUAUCCGUGCUCAUCCAGGUCACACCAUUGUCAUUGGUUUGUAUUCUUUGGGAAAGGAGUCUCUGUUGGUGCAGCUGGCUAUGGAGUUUAAGACUUGGGUGGAGGUGAGCGUCGAGCGUCUGGCGACGCUUCGAGUCCUGGAGCUCCCCGACGUGUUCACGACCGAGCCAGGCGCUGGCCGCAUCCGUGCAGUGGACCAAGCCGAGAUCCGUGCUGCCAACCUGUUGGCGUGGAACCAGGAACAGCCAACUAUCGCCAUCCUGCCCACCAGCCGGCCUGUGGUCUCUUGCCACCCCAACGUCCAUGUAGUGCCAUACUCCGAUCACUCCUCCUAUCAGGAGCUGGAAGACUUUGUCUCAGCCCUUCGGCCCCUUUCCCUUGUACCCCUCGUGGGCACCUGCAUGCCCUACUUCUCGGCCUUACUGGGACGCCACAAGAAGCGCCAUGAUAUGGUGGUCCCAGAGUCUGUCCAGCACUACAUGAUGAACACGCCCCACGAACAAGCUCUCCCCUCUGGUCUCACUAGCUCCUUGUAUCGCCCCUUACGCCCAGCGCCUAGAGGUGUGGUAUUCGAGUCUCCUAAACAGAAACCCAGGUGCCCCAGAGAGGACCAGGGUGGCCGAGGGGAUGCAGAACAAAACCAUCCAUUGCAAGUGGACUCUGACACAGACGAGUCCUAUUCGGACUGCAUCGUGCUGGACUUGAGCGCGGGGCUGACUUGGGAGGACAUCCCGGAGGACGUCAUCACGGUCGACAGCUUUCCACUCAGCCAGCUGAAUGACGACGAGGAUGCGGGAUCAUCCGACCUUGAUGCCAUGGGAAAAGAGUUUGGUCUUUUGGCCAGUGACUGUGUUACAGCUCUCUCUCCCAAGAAGAUGUCCAGGGAGAACAGCCCACAAAAGGGAAAUGUAAAUCCCAGAAUGAGAUGCUCCUCCUUGGAAAGCAUCAGUCUCCACGACAACCCUUGUAUGACGGCCGGUGCGGCCAUCACACCCUCUGAAACAUGUUCGGAGUCCUUCCAUCGUGCCGAGUCGUAUGAUCUGGUGAAGACCGAACAGCGGUUCCUUGAGAGCAUGAUCUUUCCAGACGAGGAGAUCAUAGGGCAGUUUGUGACCCUACAUAACCUUUGUGAGAAGUACCGUCUCUGUCCAUUGAAUGACCCCAAACCCGAUGGCGAUCCGAUUGAUGCUGCCAUUAAGAGGUUGAAAAGGGGAGCAAUGUGA